Messenger RNA from Cebus imitator (Panamanian white-faced capuchin), 2036 nucleotides. It is a transcript of the gene DCTN2, whose product is annotated as dynactin subunit 2. Gene Ontology annotation, biological process: mitotic spindle organization. The transcript is spliced from 15 exons. The record is from RefSeq and is a predicted model, not a curated record. Gene Ontology annotation, cellular component: cytoplasm; centrosome; dynactin complex. The coding region runs from base 255 to 1661 and encodes 468 amino acids. NCBI's taxonomy places the organism in Eukaryota, Metazoa, Chordata, Mammalia, Primates, Cebidae.
CUGGUCUCUCCAGGGGUGUGGCAGCGAGGCUGUUCUCGCGACUUUUGCUCUACCCUUCUGCUGUGCUACUCUUGUCGCGAGACUUCCUGCUCAUCUGCCGCUCCCUUUGCCGCCGCCUUGGCCGGGGACCUGAACCCAGCCUCUCCCCUACCCGAACACCGUCCCCGGCUCUACUGAGGCCCCGGUCCCCCAGCCCCGUCUCGCCGCCGCCAUGGCGGACCCUAAAUACGCCGACCUUCCCGGCAUUGCCAGGAAUGAGCCAGAUGUUUAUGAAACCAGCGACCUACCUGAGGAUGAUCAAGCGGAGUUCGAUGCGAUCUUCAAGACACUGCUGGAGUGGGUGCUACUGGAGGACUAGAUUGUGCCCCCGGGCAACAGCCUUGGAGAGGCUCCAGAGGAUGCCAGUGCCAGGUAGCCCAGCUGGCCCAGGACGCUCCCACAGCAGGGAUGAAAAUGCUGUCUGUCCCUGGGACGACUGUCCAGAACCUCUGAGACUUACCGUCUGUGUGUGGACCCUCUUUUACUCCCUGCUUUCCCUACUUAAGAACAUAAAUAAGAAAGAGGAGCUGACAAGCACAAGUGUGGAGCACAUCAUUGUCAAUCCUAAUGCUGCCUAUGACAAGUUCAAGGACAAGAGAGUGGGGACAAAGGGACUUGAUUUCUCAGAUCGUAUUGGAAAAACCAAGAGGACAGGCUAUGAAUCUGGAGAAUAUGAGAUGCUUGGAGAGGGUCUAGGAGUGAAGGAGACACCCCAGCAAAAGUACCAGCGCUUACUGCAUGAGGUCCAAGAGCUGACAACUGAAGUUGAAAAAAUCAAGACGACAGUGAAGGAGUCAGCCGCAGAGGAGAAGCUGACCCCUGUGGUGCUGGCUAAACAGCUGGCAGCCCUGAAGCAGCAGCUAGUUGCCUCCCACCUAGAGAAGCUGCUGGGACCAGAUGCUGCAAUCAACCUUACUGACCCCGAUGGUGCUCUGGCUAAGCGCCUACUGCUGCAGCUGGAAGCAACAAAGAACAGCAAAGCGAGCUCAGGGGGAAAAACCACUGGGACCCCCCCAGACAGCAGCCUUGUCACUUAUGAACUACAUUCUCGGCCUGAGCAGGACAAGUUCUCUCAAGCUGCCAAAGUCGCAGAACUUGAAAAGCGCCUGACAGAGCUGGAGGCAGCUGUACGUUGUGAUCAGGAUGCUCAGAAUCCCCUUUCUGCAGGUCUACAGGGAGCCUGUCUCAUGGAGACUGUAGAGUUGUUGCAAGCAAAAGUGAGUGCCCUGGACCUUGCAGUUUUGGACCAAGUGGAGGCUCGGCUACAGAGCGUCCUGGGAAAGGUGAAUGAGAUUGCUAAGCAUAAAGCCUCUGUAGAAGAUGCAGAUACACAAAGCAAGGUGCACCAGCUAUAUGAAACUAUACAGCGCUGGAGCCCCAUUGCCUCCACCCUCCCUGAGCUGGUGCAGAGACUCGUCACCAUCAAGCAGCUGCAUGAGCAAGCCAUGCAGUUUGGUCAGCUCCUGACACACUUGGAUACCACCCAGCAGAUGAUUGCUAAUUCUCUGAAGGACAAUACCACCCUCUUGACCCAGGUGCAGACAACCAUGCGUGAAAACCUGGCCACAGUUGAGGGGAACUUUGCCAGCAUUGAUGAACGGAUGAAGAAGCUGGGAAAGUGAGCACAUGUGGGAACUGGAGAACAGGGGUAAUCCCUACCCCUGUGAACUCUGCUAACAGCUUACAUAGGGUUUCCCUUUUACUGUAACUCUAGCAUCCCCAUCCCAUUUGAGACUGGGGGCAAGGGUUCUUCUUGCAUGUGGGGUUUAUACCCCUCCCCUGAUGAAUACAGAGUGGUAGCUGGGGGUUGGUUAUUAGAAGGUGGUCUCCCCUCAGGCCUGAGGGAUGAGGACGUGGACCCAGCCACAUGCCAGCUCAUGUCCAAUACUGCUUUGCCUGGUGUGGGGAAGGAUUGGGUCUUGUCCUCCAACACAGCUUCUGUGGCUGACUAUAAUAGUGUACAACCAUUUCUGACCAUUAAAUGCUGUUGUACUCUG